Molecule: messenger RNA, 1317 nt
Organism: Cucurbita maxima (winter squash)
Lineage: Eukaryota; Viridiplantae; Streptophyta; Magnoliopsida; Cucurbitales; Cucurbitaceae
Product: protein ROOT INITIATION DEFECTIVE 3-like
Exons: 1
Coding region: 1-1317 (438 amino acids)
Biological process (GO): DNA-templated DNA replication; rRNA processing
Cellular component (GO): nuclear pre-replicative complex
Molecular function (GO): protein binding
Source: RefSeq, a predicted model, not a curated record
AUGCCAUUUUCUCCACAAGAAGUUGUCCUGGCCAGCUCUCCUGAUGGCCCCAUUGUUGCCUAUGAUGCCUCCACAGGCACCCCUCUAGCCAGUUUCAACGAUAGCCAUUCGCCUCGCCGUGGUAUCACCCGAGCUGGGCGGAGUUCCAUCGCCGUCUCCCACAUCUGCCCGAUCACUGCUUCGGGUUCAAUCCACAUUUAUAAUUGGUGGAAUUCAUCUGCCUUCCAGAGUAUCACUGUACCUGAACCUGUUGCUCCUCUCACAGCCACUCCUGAUGGUUUUUAUCUGUUUGCUGGUGGCCUUUCAGGAUGCAUUCAUACGCUCUCUCUUCCAUCUGGGGAUGUUCUCAACUCUUUACCCGCACACAGGAAAUCAGUUUCUUGCCUUGAACUUAGCGCUGAUGGGUCACUUCUCAUAUCAGGUGGGGAUGAUGGCACGAUUGUUGUCAUCCCAAUCUUUCAACUUGUUCAAGCCAAACCACAGGAAAAUGCAACCAAACACAUUCUACAUCAGUUUUCAGCACAUAAUGAUUCAGUGACUUCCAUUUACUCUGUCAUGGGGAUGUCCAGUUCCCAAAUAGUCUCAAGCUCAAUGGAUGGCAGAUGCAAGUUCUGGAGCUUGCUCUCAGGAACAGUCUUGCACACCGUGGUGUUCCCUUGUGCCAUUUUCAGUGUGGUCUUAGAUCCAUCAGAAACAGAGUUUUUCGCUGCAGGAUCUGAUGGGUUGGUGUACAAGGGCUCAUUGAGACAUAACAUCAAACACCUUAUAAGCACAGAUUCUGAACUAACUCCACCAGCAUCCGACAACUUGGCGUACAGGUGCUCAUUGAGGCAUAAAAACAAACACCUUAUGGGCACAAGCUCUGAACUAAUUUCAUGGUCGCCAAAGCACGACGCUGCAGUUGUAUCUAUAGUCAUAAUCAACGAAGGAAAUAACUUAAUAUCUGCAGCAGAAGAUGGGAACAUCUGGGUCUGGCAAGUGAACAAGGGGCAGGUGAUAAUGACCCUCGAAAAUGAGAUGGGAAGCAUAAGCGAUUUGGUGAUUGCCACAGAAAAAAGGCAUGAAAAAGAACGAAAUGUCAGAAGGGGCAGCCAUGGAAGAGCAAUGAAAAGUGAGAGCUCUAGAUUACCCAGUCCCAUGUUGGGGUUAUUGAUAAAUCAAACAGCUGAGAUGCAAGGCGCGGUGGCGGCGGGCGGAAGCGACGUGAGAAGAGCCAUUGAGUUGCUGGAAUCUGCCAUCGCUAUGUAUGAGAAGAUGUUGGAGCUAAUCUUGAAGGAAGCCAAAGCAGGCUACAAUCAAAAGGAAAUACAAAGAUGA